Oryza sativa Japonica Group (Japanese rice) is the source of this 636-nucleotide messenger RNA. RefSeq names its product late embryogenesis abundant protein Lea14-A. Gene Ontology annotation, biological process: response to desiccation. The record is from RefSeq and is a predicted model, not a curated record. Gene Ontology annotation, cellular component: cytosol. Lineage: Eukaryota; Viridiplantae; Streptophyta; Magnoliopsida; Poales; Poaceae.
ACUCCUAACACAGUACAGCGACGACGACAGAUUAACCGAGAGCGAUCGAUCAACCAAAUCAGAAUCAGGGCAAGAAACAAUGGCGCAGCUGGUGGACAAGGCGAAGGGGUUCGUGGCGGACAAGGUGGCGCGGGUGGAGAAGCCGGAGGCGGAGCUGGCCGAGCUGUCGUUCCAGAGCGUGGGCCGCGGCGGCGCCACCCUCGCGGGGCGCGUGGACGUGCGCAACCCCUACUCCCACUCCAUCCCGAUCUGCGAGGUGAGCUACUCGCUGAAGAGCGCCGGGAGGGAGGUGGCGUCGGGGACGAUGCCCGACCCGGGGUCGCUCACCGCCGGCGACACCACGCGGCUGGACAUCCCGGUGAAGGUGCCGUACGACUUCCUGGUGAGCCUCGCCAGGGACGCCGGCAGGGACUGGGACAUCGACUACGAGAUGAGGGUCGGCCUCACCGUCGACCUCCCCAUCCUCGGCAACUUCACCCUGCCGCUCACCAAGUCCGGCGAGCUCAAGCUCCCCACCCUCUCCGACGUCUUCUAAAUCGGCAUCGUGCACACGUACGGGCCGAGUGUACGAGAACUUGUGUAUUUCCAGACUUCUGGAGUAAUAAUAAAGAACACGAGUGGUUGGUUAAUCGCGAA